Molecule: messenger RNA, 1793 nt
Organism: Owenia fusiformis
Lineage: Eukaryota; Metazoa; Annelida; Polychaeta; Sabellida; Oweniidae
Source: the annotation of a GenBank genome assembly
CUACUUUCUAUUCACGUGUGUACUCAAUUAGAUAAAAACCCGGUUUGUUUGGAAUCAUGGCCAGUAGUAGUAAAAAGCGAUGUGUCGUACCAGAGAACAUGUCUGUUGGAUUCAUAGGAGCAGGAAGAAUGGCUCAGGCCAUGAGCAGAGGGUUCAUAGAGUCUGGAAUGAUACGUGCCAACAACAUAGUUGCUAGUGACCCUGAUGCCAGUAUGCUAGGGUUUAUACAGAAACUUGGUGUAAAUACAACAGAAGACAACAAAGAAGUUGUUGCUAAAAGUGAUCUCAUCUGCAUUGCAGUCAAACCAAAUAACGUCUCCAAAGUCCUAGAGGAGGUGGCGCCGGUAGUCACCACCAAGAACAUAUUUCUCAGUAUAGCUGCUGGGAUAAAAAUUGGGAUGAUAGAAAAACUUUUACCAGAGAAGACACGAGUGAUUCGUGUAAUGCCAAACACACCAGCUUUGGUCCAGUCAGCUGCCUCUGUAUUUGCCAUGGGAUCUUAUGCACAGAAUGGUGAUGGUGAUCUUGUUGCGGAACUACUCAGUAGUAUUGGUAUAUGUGAGGAGGGUAAAGAAUCUCUACUAGAUGCUGUCACAGGCCUGAGUGGCAGUGGUCCAGCAUAUGCAUUUGCCGCGAUUGAGUCAAUGGCAGAUGGAGGAGUAAAAAUGGGACUACCAAGAGACUUGGCACAAAAGCUUGCAGCGCAGACCAUGCUUGGUGCUGCUAAGAUGGUCCUUGAAUCAGGAAAACACCCAGGAGAAUUAAAAGAUGGCGUAUGUAGUCCAGCAGGAACAACAAUUGCUGCUAUGCACAAAUUAGAAAAGGCAGGAUUCCGGGGUGCUCUAAUAGAUGCUGUCGAGGCUGCCACACUCCGAGCCCGAGAACUGGGAAGUUAAAUGUGAGGACCAUUGAUAAUGAACUAUAAAACAGAUACAGUUUCAUACAUGGUACCAAAGUUGUGAUGAAUAUCAUAUUGUUUUUUGUUGUAUGACAUGAAUAGUAUGUUUCAUCUAUCUGUUGGAUCAAACGUAAAAAUUCAUUGAAAAAGGUACAUGGUGAAACAGUAUCAUGUAAGUUCAUUUUAAUUAUGGACUAACACAGUUGACAGUUUAUUGCAUGAGUUCAGUUACAUAUAUAGAUAUGCAGUUACUAACCUAAUCCUGAAAUACUAUGGGACCAUAUUGAGCAAGAAUAUUACAGUUGCACCAUGAACAUUAGAAAAAAAACAAUUUAGGAGAACUUAUAUGAAGCCAAUGCUUUGUGCAAUAGGCAGGGAAACAUCUAUAACUCCAAUAGAUGUAAUAUGUGAUAUAUGUGUCAUUCAGAAAUUUUGUUAUGUAGUAAAACUACAACAAAAAUGUGGAUGAUUUCCAUCUAUUGUCAGAGACUUUAAACACAUGUUUUAUCUGUUCACAAGAACUAAGAAUACUUUUAAACAACUGAAUCACACCAGAAUAGCCUGACAAUGGUAAGGUCAGAUACUCUUGUCACAAAUGGCGGACAUAACCGUCGCUUCAACUCUUUAAUCACUUGGUCCUAAUUUCAUGGGAUUUUAUCGUCGCUAAUUCUGUGCAUGUAAGCUCUUGUGGUGAUGUAUCAUAUGAAAUCCCAAUUUCAAUCAAAUUUGGUCAUGAAUCGCCAGAAUAUAGCCUCUUCGAUAUCGUCAAUGACAACAGAAUCUGAAUUUGAUAUAAUUUACAAAGAUGGCAUAUGGUAAUACAGUGUCCGUUGUCCCGUAUCUCAUUUUGAUCUGUGGUAUUUCGAUUGGUAGAACAUUAUUAACUGUACAAUGA